This is a messenger RNA of Brachypodium distachyon (stiff brome), 851 nucleotides long. Its product is annotated as receptor-like protein EIX2. The coding region runs from base 126 to 731 and encodes 201 amino acids. The record is from RefSeq and is a predicted model, not a curated record. NCBI's taxonomy places the organism in Eukaryota, Viridiplantae, Streptophyta, Magnoliopsida, Poales, Poaceae. Gene Ontology annotation, molecular function: protein binding. The transcript has 2 exons.
CAUGUUUGGUUUUGGUCACUGGGCCUCUUGGGCCUUUGCCGCCGCAUCACAUAGGGUACCACCAUCCCGCCGAACCGCAUCUCAGGGGACAUGGCUGCCCCGGCGAGCGGUGGGUGGAGGAGUCGAUGGAGGCGAGCGAAGCAACAAGGCGGGGGCGGCGUCCAUUCGUGUCUCUCUCUUUGGAGGAAGCAUAUGGAGGGGCGACGAGCAGCCGGCGCACCGUGAGCGACUGCAAGGCGAUUUGGGCGAGUGGAAAAAUUCCUGAGAAAAUCGGUGCCUUGGUGCAAGUGGAGUCACUCGACCUAUCACACAAUGAGUUGUCUGGUGAAAUCCCCUCGAGCUUAUCAGCUCUCACAUCAUUGAGUCGCUUGAACCUGUCCUACAACAGACUGACAGGAGAGGUACCUUCCGGAAAUCAAUUGCAAACACUCGAGGACCCAGCAUAUAUUUAUAUCGGCAACCCGGGCCUCUGCGGUCCUUCUCUCUUACGGAAGUGUUCACAGGCCAAGACAAUUCCAGCUCCUCGAGAACACCAUGAUGAUUCAAGAGAUGUUUCAUUUUUCCUAUCCAUAGGUUGUGGAUAUGUAAUGGGUCUCUGGUCAAUCUUCUGCACCUUCUUGUUCAAGAGGAAAUGGAGAGUCAAUUGGUUCACGCUGUGUGACAGCUUGUAUGACUGGGUUUAUGUGCAAGUGGCUGUUACCUGGGCGUCCUGGACAAGAAAAAAUGGAUAGUGACUGAGAUCGAUUGCUAGCACUCGGGUUCUUUGUUUGCUACUAUGUCUGUUUGUAAGGAAUUUAUCAUGUAUCAAUAUUGCUCAAGUAUUAUACCAGCACAGCAGUACUUUUCAUAUA